This is a messenger RNA of Triticum dicoccoides, 1058 nucleotides long. Its product is annotated as zinc finger CCCH domain-containing protein 43-like. Bases 205 to 879 code for a protein of 224 amino acids. The transcript has 2 exons. Lineage: Eukaryota; Viridiplantae; Streptophyta; Magnoliopsida; Poales; Poaceae. The record is from RefSeq and is a predicted model, not a curated record.
GUUGUGUGGGAUGAUGCCCAUUUGAAGAAACUCAUUGAUAUAUUGAGAGAAGAGGUUUCAAAUGGAAAUAGACCAUUAGGUCAUCUAAGCAAGAAGGGCUGGAAAAAUGUUUUGGAGAAAUGGGAAGCAAGAACGGGAAAGAAGUAUCCCAAGGAUAAAUUCAAGAACAAAUGGGAUGCAAUAAAAAAUGAGUAUGUUUGGUUCAUGGAGCUGAAAAAUGAAGCUAUUGGACUUGGAUGGAAUGAUGAAAAGGGGACCGUUGAUUGCUCAAAAGAAUGGUGGGACGAACAUCUUGUGAGAUGCCAGGAGAGGACAAAAAAGAAAUGCAACCAUUUGAAGUUCAAAAGGCAUGGACCAAAGCACCUUGAAGAUUUGCAUGUCAUAUUUCAGAAUGUACAUGUCACUGGGGCUAGUGCUUCUUGUGCUGGAGAUAUUUUCUCCGAUGAAUCAAGUGAUGACAAUGCAGUUCUUUUGGAGAAACCAGAAGAUAAUGCUGAAAUAAAAUUGUCCUCUAUGAAGAAACCAAGUGCAAGCAAGAAGCGCAAGCAACCCUCUAAUGUAAAUGAGGAGAAGGAUGAAAAGAGUCCCUUCUUACGGUUUUACAAGCAGACAUGUCAGAAGAUAGAAAGUGGAGUCGACAAGAUAACCUCAAGUGUGGAGGCAUCAUCAGCGCCAACCAACCAUGUCCCUCCCAUUUCAGAGGUCAUGAAGAUGGUGAAAGAAUGUGGUGUCAAAGAAGAAACUGCUCUCAUGCACACAACGCUCACUCUUAUGGUGAAGCCUGACUUUAGGGAAAUCUUCAAUGCUCUUGAAACAAAAGAAGGGAGGCUUGAUUAUCUGAAGAGGGAGCAUGAGAGGGAGAUGUUGAAGCAUGUGUAGGCUUAUGUUCUAGAACUAUAUUUGGUUACGUCGUGGUCUUGUGGAUCAAAUGUGUUUUGUUGUAGACCAUAUUUGCUUAUGUUGUGAACCAUAUUUGCUUAUGUUCUGGAACCAUGCUUGCUUAUGUUAUGAACCAUAUUUAUUUCAUUUGUCGCGACAUGAUUGUGUUGUGAACAAUA